Trematosphaeria pertusa is the source of this 4610-nucleotide messenger RNA. RefSeq lists its product as uncharacterized. Gene Ontology annotation, molecular function: phosphatidate phosphatase activity. The coding region runs from base 445 to 4536 and encodes 1363 amino acids. Gene Ontology annotation, cellular component: actin cortical patch. Lineage: Eukaryota; Fungi; Ascomycota; Dothideomycetes; Pleosporales; Trematosphaeriaceae. The record is from RefSeq and is a predicted model, not a curated record. The transcript is spliced from 4 exons.
CUAAGGUUUGUUUGGUGCGUAUCGUAUGAGUUCCAGGGCAGGAGCUAUCACAGUGACAAUUCAGUCGUCCGCUUUGCGAUUACUCGGGCUUUCUCACACAGCACGGCACACACUUGGGUGCAAAACCGGACCAAACAAAGAUUAGUCCGCAACUGGGCUACGUCACGAGUCACGACAGCCACAAAGAUGGGAGUACAUAAUCCAGAGUCCACUACUGCGCUGUGGCGCAUCUCUCGUUCGAAACACGAUAUCUUGCACCCUCCUUAGCAACUUCUGUUUGCUCCAGUUUCGAGAGCCUUUCUCCCACCUCCUGUACAAGAUCCCUCGGCUUUGUUUACUGCAAUUGUCUUUCUCCGACGCCAUAUCGCUGAUCCUGGCCAUCCUAAGGAGGAGCCCAGUUCAACCCUUCAACUCCUGGCCAGGAUAUCCUCCAGCAGCUUCAAAAUGUCGGGCCUCUUUCGACUCAUCAAGACCAAAUGGAUCACGCCGCCAAAGCCAGUUAAAGAAUCCUAUGAAGGCAGAAAUGUUAUCGUCACGGGCGCUACGGCGGGUAUCGGAGUGGAAGCAGCGGCGAAGUUUGCUGCCCUAGGUGCUUCGAAAGUCAUCAUUGCGGCGCGAGAUCUGAAGAAAGGCGACUCAGUCAAGGCCAGCAUCGAGGCUCGGACAGGCACGAAAGAUCAAGUCGAAGUCUGGGAGCUCAACAUGAGUUCCUAUGAAAGUGUCGUUGCUUUCGCCAAGAGAGCUGACCACCUCGACCACCUCGACAUCGCCGUCUUGAAUGCAGGGGUUCACAGAGCCCGGUAUGAGCAAUCGCAGCAUGGCUGGGAAGACGAUCUGCAAGUCAAUACGCUCUCGACUACACUCCUUGGAGCCCUUUUGCUCCCGAAACUUAAAGAAUCAAAACAACAUACUGGCAGGAUACCUGUGCUCGAAUUGGUCAACUCUGGACUGCAUCAGAACGCCAUAGUGAACGCAGAGACACGCAAGGAACCCAAUAUCCUAGAGUGGUACAACAGACCCGAGAACUUUGGCGAAGGCAGCCAAUACAAGUUCAGCAAGGUCUUCUUGAUGUACGCCACGAAUAAACUCGCCGAAGAGAUUUCUUCCGGAGAAGUGAUCAUUACUUCGAUCUGCCCCGGGGCGGUUAUGACGGACCUCGGUCGCGACCAUUACUUCCCUGGUAUUGGGAUCAUCAUCUUCAUUCUCAGACUGAUUAUCAUGUGUACGCCAGACCAAGGGGCGAAUAUGAUAAUGAGCGGGACGACGCAGGGUGAGAAGCUACACGGCCGAUUUUGGCGACAUGACAAGAUUCAGCCUAUUCCGCCAAGUGUAGCUGGUGAAGAGAAUAAGAAGCUGGCGCUGCGGAUAUGGGAUGAGAUUAUCGAGGUUCUGAAGAGGGAUGUGCCCGACGUUGCAGGAGCGUUGAAUUCGAUCAUGACUAGCCGGUUCCGCCACGAGACACUUCCCUCGCUCAAGCAUCGCACGCAAUCUCGCAUAUACCGAUACAUUCUCUACCGACAAGCGCUCAAUCUAAAGAGGCAGCCCGGGGUCCUCCAGCGAUUACGAGGUCAUACGAGGAGGCUAUUAGGCACCAACUCCCUCGAAAAUGAAGCUAGGCUUCGGCGGCAGAAGUUGACCAAGCUUUCAGAACAAGGAGAGUCUAAGGGCAGAGCGAUGAGUUAUCAGGAGAGUUAUGCGCCACGAGAGCCUGGUGCGAGGAGGAAGAAGCUGGCGGGCUAUCUGAAGGCUGCGAACGAGCUGAGGCAGACGUACCAGCAGCAAUAUGCGCCGAAUUGGAGUAGCAGAGAAACAACGUACGACUACGAGGAUGACACACCUGGAACCUUUCCGGACGCGGCGAUUGUGCGGAGCGGUGAGGAAGAGAUGAUCCUGUUUCCGAGUUACGCCCGGAAACAUCCGGAAGCACAGCCGGGUACGAUACAAGAAGUUCCAGGAGACGGCCGUGACGUACGGGAUUCCGGCGGAGCGGGCGACGCCGAGUUCUGGAAGCAGCAAUGGGACGACUACGAGGACGACAACGCCGUUGUGGACGUCGAUGUACGGGGCUGGAUAUACUCUCCACAUAAAGGUCAAAUGUCUAGAAAACAGAGGAUCUUUAUCAGCCUCGCACGUCAGCUAGUAGGAAUACAGGCACCGCCCGCUGGCGCGAAACCUCCAAGUUCAUCUGGCAGCCCACGUAGUAGCAGAGAGCCAAGCCCAGGGCAUCUAAACCAUCAUGAGCGAGCGCGAAUACGACAAGCACAGCGGGAUGACACUUUGACCGCGAGGGAGGCAGAGGAGAUAUUGAGAAGGGGCGAAAGAGAGGCAGAAAUGGCGGCAAAGGGAGCCUAUAGUGAGAAGCCAGCCGCUGAUGAGUUGGAUAAUACGAAAGAGUAUCGCGCCGAGAGUCCGGAUAGCCUUCGUGCGCAGGAUGCGAAAAGCCACCCGCGUGUGCGCGAGCUGUCGCAUAGCCCGAGUAACAGAUCGCUGAAGGGCGAGGAGAACAUCACGCCGUUGCGGAAGAGGGAAUCUUGGAACCAGCCCGCAGACAUGAGCCCGUCCGAAUUGGCAGAAGCAAACGCGCGUCUUAUGGCGCGCCUGCGACAUUUCCUAGCUAUACCCAUGGCGAACACACCCAUCAGUGUGUUCUUCUAUAACGAGGAGGUGUCAAAGCAGAGGACAGUGUAUACGAAUCCUUCUGGUCACUUCAGUAUCAGCGCCGCGUUGGACUUUAUACCUACCCACGUCCGUAUCUUGGCAUCCGACAAGUUGUCUGCCACAGAACAAGUCGUUAUCACAGACUCGAGCGGAAUCAGUGUCAUAAGCGACAUUGAUGAUACAAUCAAGCACUCGGCUAUCAGCAGUGGCGCUCGAGAGAUCUUCCGUAAUGUCUUUAUUCGCGACCUCGGCGACCUCACCAUCGAAGGAGUCAGGGAAUGGUACAACAAGAUGGCGGAGCUGGGAGCGAAAUUCCACUACGUCUCCAACUCACCUUGGCAGCUGUAUCCUGUCAUUUCGAAAUACUUUUCGCUGGCAGGGCUACCUCCUGGGUCAUUCCAUUUGAAACAGUAUAAUGGCAUGCUUCAAGGUAUCUUCGAGCCUGUCGCCGAGAGAAAGAAGAGCACGCUCGAUAAGAUUGCUCGUGACUUCCCUGAUAGGAGGUUUAUUUUGGUCGGCGAUAGCGGUGAAGCCGAUCUGGAGGUAUACACCGACUUCGUCUUGGAGAAUCCGGGACGGGUUCUUGCGGUCUUCAUCAGAGAUGUAACGACAGAAAGCAGCGGAUUUUUCGAUCCGUCUAUUGGAUCCAUGCCAGGCGAUCGAUCGUCGUCUUCAUCCCAACGAGGAAGUGGGAGCGGGAGAGGGAGCGCUUCAAGCAAGGUACAGACGUCGUCUGAAGAGGAUGACCCGGAGCUGAGAGCUGCCAUCGAGGCGUCAUUACGUGACAUAGAAGAAGAUGAUCGAAAACGGUCAAAGUCCAUGUUUCCUCAGAUCGACGAGGACAAUCCGGCAUUGCGACCCAUACUUCCUCCUCGAAGAUCUCAGCCAACUCCCCCUCCACCAGCGCCGGUUCAAAACCUUAUCGAUCUCUCGUCGGACGACGAGCAACCCUCGAACCUCGCGCUGCGACGCGUAAAUUCUGACACAACGGCGCGGACGAACCAUCACCGUACUUCUGUCUCCUCAGUCUCCAGCUCUAGGACCGCUCCUCCACCGCCUCGGAAACCCGUUGCGUUAAGGAGCACCUCAGGCGACUCAAACGCGUUGACUCCAUCACCCUCGAAAGCGCCACCACCGCCCAAACCACGUCGCCCAUCCUCUACAGUCCACCAAUCCAGUCCCCUCUCGCAACAGACCACAGCGUCCACCUCUACCUCCACCAAAGCAGCCCCACAACCGCCCCUAGCGUCCAAGCCCAAUCUACAACUCUCGCAAUCACAACAGACCUACACCGGCAUGGCCCGCGACAAGCUCGCUUCCGUCUACAACCACCUCCCUUCGGCAUCCUCCUACCUAUACUCCCAAAACAACAACGAUACAGCCACCUCUAACACAGGAGACCUCACCCAGACCCCCGAAGGCACUAAGAAAGCGCCCCCUCCGCCUCCUCCGCCUCGCAGAGGUGUAGCAGCUUACCCCGCAGCCGCAGCCGCCUACGUCGGCACGAAAGCAACCUCCGCAUGGCAGCACGCGCCCUCUGUUCCUCAUCCUUCGACUCGCCCCUCGCUGCAACCCUAUUCCACCACCUCUAUGCAGCAGCUCCCACAGCGCACGAAUAGUUCUUCCACCCUCGGCAUGAAUGGCAACGGAGGGGGGAACAACGGGUAUGGUGACGGCGGCCAGGUGGUUAACAAGCGCGAGCAGCUGUGGCGCCAGCGCUGGGCGCGCGCGGAGCAGAUCCUGGGCGAGAAGGGUGUUGUGCUGCGGAGUUGGCGGGUCGGGACGGACGUGAUAAAAGAGACGGAGAGGUUGAUUAAGGAGGCUGAGGAGAGAGCGAAGAAGGAUGUAGGAAAAGAGGGGAAUGGGAAAGGGCGGUAGCAUUAAAGCAGGUUAUUCUUCUCAGUACAAAAGCAACGCACAAAGCAUGAUAAAAAUAAAUUCGCAUAUAUCCC